Molecule: messenger RNA, 1648 nt
Organism: Nicotiana tabacum (common tobacco)
Lineage: Eukaryota; Viridiplantae; Streptophyta; Magnoliopsida; Solanales; Solanaceae
Source: RefSeq, a predicted model, not a curated record
AGGCAAGGGCUUAUUGGAGUAGAGAUUUGCAAGGUUUGAGGUAUUUCCAGACAUGGUGGUUGCUGAUUCUUAGAGUUUAUCAUCAUUUGGAGAUUAUCAAGGUGGUGAGAACACGUGCUACCGAAUCGGACAGACAUCCACCAAUACCACUGGCUAGGGCCACGAGAGGUCGGGCCGUGGUAGGGGCUUAGAUGCAACUCAUGCAGUAGCUAGAGUAGCACCAACAGAUCCUCCAGUUGCUCCAGCUUAGGAGCAGGUUCCAGAUAUGGUCGAGCCAGUGGGGCCAAACUAGGCACCAGCUAUGCCCAUUGUGAUUCCAGGCCUUCAGGAGGCUUUGGCUCAGAUAUUGGCUAUGUGCACUAGACUUGCUUAGGCAGUUUCUAUUCAAACUGUGCCAGCCACUUCUCUGGCCGGGGGAGGUACUUAGACUCAUACCACCCGCACUCCAGAGCAAGUGAUGGAGGGACUUCAGACACCAUGGGUAUUACCAGCCUAACCGGUUGUAGUUGCUCAAGCCCAGGUGGGUCCUAUUAUGAAUGAUGAAAAGUAGAAGGGGAUAAAGAUAUUUGGGAGGCUUAGGCCUCUAUCAUUUAGUGGGGCAAAGUCAGAGGAUUGCCAGGACUUCUUGGAUAGGUGCCAGCAGAUUCUUCAUUCGACGGGUAUUCUGGAGACUAGUGGAGUCUCCUUUACUACAUAACAACUAUUAGGGGCUGCCUUCAGAUGGUGGGAGGCCUAUAAGAGGCGCAUGCCAGUCAGUGUAGCACCACUUUCAUGACAUGAGUUCUCCGUUCUCUUCUUGGAGAAGUUUGUGCCAUAGACUCGCAGAGAGGAGCUGCGCAGACAGUUCGAGCAGGUAGACAGGAGGGCAUGUCUGUCACCCAGUAUGAGAUGCAAUUUUAAGAGUUAGCUCAUCACACAGUUUGGUUGGUUCCCAUUGAGAGGGAGAGGAUAUGGGAUUCAUUGAUGUCCCCCACUAUCAGUUAUGUUUUGUUAUGACUCGGGAGAGUGUAUCAGGUGCUACGUUCGAUGAGGUGGUUGAUAUUGGUCAACAGCUAGAGAUGGUUCGUAUUCAGGAGCGUGAGAAUAGGGAGGCCAAGAGGCCUCUUGGUUUGAGUUGUUUAAGUGGUGUUCCUUCUGGGCAGUCCUACCACAACAAGGGUCGUCCUUAUAGGCCCGCUCAGAUGGCUCAUCCAGUUCAUCAUGGUGCACCAUCUAGCCUUGGUUCAUAUAGUGUCCAUUCGAGUCAGUCAUCUCUCAAUGCUCUCCUAGCUCAGAGUUUAUCCAAUGCUCCAUCGGUUCUGCGUUCAUCUGUGUCAGUUCCUUCUAGCAGUUACUCUAGUACUCCAGGCCUGAUUCAGCCCCCACCACCACAAUCGAAAAGUUGCUUUGAGUACGGGGACCUUAGGCAUAUGUGGUGAUAGUGUCCCUGUCGCUCGAGAGGUCAAGUUCAUUAGAGGAGUCAGACUGCGACUUUCGCACUAGUUACUUCACCUCCCACCCAACCAGCUCAGGGUGGGCCCAGCCAGCUAGAGGUUGCCAUAGAGGGGGAAGCUAGUCAGGUGGUGGUCAAGCUCGAUUCUAUACUAUUCCUGCUAGGUCAGAUGUUGUUGCUUCAGAUGUAUUGAUCACAUGUAUUGUCUCAGUGUGC